Molecule: messenger RNA, 831 nt
Organism: Melozone crissalis (California towhee)
Lineage: Eukaryota; Metazoa; Chordata; Aves; Passeriformes; Passerellidae
Gene: BRICD5
Product: BRICHOS domain containing 5
Exons: 7
Coding region: 1-831 (276 amino acids)
Biological process (GO): regulation of cell population proliferation
Source: RefSeq, a predicted model, not a curated record
AUGGACAUUGUGGACUCACUGCAGGUCGUGUCUGAUGUAACAGUGUGGGUUUGGAUUCAGUCUCUGUUUCUGGUAUUUAUGGCCCCCGGGCACACGGCCGGGUUCCCCAGGUGUGCCUGGAGCCGGGACCAUGCCCAGCCCGAGCGCGGGCAGCAGGCAGAGGAGCGGCAGCCGGGUCCUUGUCUGAAGGGAGGAUGGAAGGAGGGGACGGUGCCGGCCCUGCUGCCCCUGCAGACCUUCUGGAUCAUCUUGUCCGUUGCCUUGUUGUUUUUUGCAGUCGUUGGUGUCAGUGUCGUGGGGGUUCUCAGCUUCUCCCCCAGCUCUGCCCAGGCUGGCUCCCAGCUCCUCCGAGUGACCCUGCAGGGCCAGCAGGACCCGCUGAGGAACCAGACAGCCGUGGUGGACAAGGCCAGGAGCACUGUCACCUACUACAUCACCUCCCGGAGCAACCUGAGCGCCGUGGUGCUGUACGACAGCAGGAACGGCUACGUGUGCUACAAGCCGCUGGAGCAGCGAGCCUGCUACCUGAGGAGGAUGGAGCCCUGGGACCUGCAGAUGGCUCUCAGCACCUCUGAGCACAGCGCCGAGCAGCUGCUCCAGCCCAACAACCAGACCAAGUUCUACAGGGAGUUCCUGGGCAUUGUGGCCGGGCAGCAGCUGGAGCCCAGGGCGCUGGGGGAGGCUGUGCAGAGCCUGUGUGAGCGCUCCUCCAUCCUCUGGGUGCGCAGAGCCCACGGGCCAGGGAGGCAGCGCCUCAUCUACCUGUGCAUUGACAUCUGCUUCCCCAGCAACAUCUGUGUCUCCAUCUGCUUCUACUACCUGCCCGAGUGA